AUGGCGACACUUCUAUACCUGAUGAUGCGCCCCUUGUGGAACGGCCAGAAACGAAAGGUCGCACAGCCAGGGUACACCUGUAAAUAUGAUGCUGAAGAUUACACCAACGACAGCUUUUCAGACUAUUUCGAUGACAAACAGCACGAAGAAAAAUCCCAGCAGCACAACAAGACCGGAAAAGACGAGCAAGGUCGUGACAGGGACGAUAUUCAACAGGAUUCUCAACAAAAUUCUCAAGACGCCCAAGGUGCUCAGGACGAUUCUCAGGACGAUGAUCAGGAGGAUACUCAACAAGUCGCUCAAGUCGCUCAGCAAGAUGCCCAACACGAUGCUCAACAAGACACUGAGAUAGUCGACGACGACUGCGUCGAAAUCACGAUUUCUAUUAGUUUAAGAGGCAAAGGAUAUAUUCCUACUGAACACACGCAUCAAGUUUGCUUGAUUCCACGUCCUAUCAUUGAACCGACACAGGCUUCUGUUUGUGCAGCUGUGAUGGACACUACCAAUAUCGAAAGCACAGAGACCCUUUUGGAAUUCGAGGGAGAGGACCCCUCUAGGUCACAACUUGAGCGAGCGUUAUCCCAUGGAUGA
Talaromyces rugulosus is the source of this 591-nucleotide messenger RNA. RefSeq lists its product as uncharacterized. The coding region runs from base 1 to 591 and encodes 196 amino acids. NCBI's taxonomy places the organism in Eukaryota, Fungi, Ascomycota, Eurotiomycetes, Eurotiales, Trichocomaceae. The record is from RefSeq and is a predicted model, not a curated record. The transcript has a single exon.